GAUGUAUAAAUACCAUGUAUAAAACCAUGUAUAAAUGCAGCACCUGAGCUGGGAGGAGGCGGUGGUUGAUGCCAGUUGCCUAAAAGUUGGAGUCAGACUGCAGUGUGAGGGUCAAGGAGCACCUGCAACAUCAUCAGCGGUAGAUCAAUCCCCGUUGGGAGAAACCGGCAUUUCCCACACGAUUUCCAUGGAGAGAAGAGAAGAUUUAUGUGGUUCUGAAACUGAAAAUUAUUUUCCUUCUCCACAAGGACUUCUUUGCAUUGUGCAAGAAGCAGGAAUUCUGCUGUGCAGUUCAGAGCCACCAAGGUUCUCUCAAGGCAAGUGUGAUAGCUGCAGAGAAAAGUGCAAGAGAAGCACAGUAAUGAAGAUGGUAGGCAGCCAAAAACACGGCACAGAAGAGGAAGCUCGGGAAACUCCCAGAUUUCAACAAAAGACCCUGACGGCACCUGCUCCGUUUGCUGAUGAAACAAGCUGUCAGUGCCAAGCUCCCCAUGAGAAACUAACCAUUGCACAAGCCCGCCUGGGAACUCCAGUUGACAGACCUGUCAGAGUAUAUGCAGAUGGGAUUUUUGACCUCUUCCACGCUGGCCAUGCUAGAGCUCUUAUGCAAGCCAAAACUCUAUUCCCAAAUAGCUACUUAUUAGUAGGAGUUUGCAGUGAUGAUUUAACUCAUAAAUUCAAAGGCUUCACUGUGAUGAAUGAAACGGAGCGAUAUGAAGCCCUCAGACACUGUCGUUACGUGGAUGAGGUCAUCAGAGAUGCACCCUGGACACUGACACCCGAGUUCCUUGAAAAACAUAAGAUUGACUUCGUAGCCCACGAUGACAUCCCGUACUCUUCCGCUGGCUCGGAUGAUGUAUACAAACACAUAAAGGAGGCAGGAAUGUUUGUGCCAACACAGAGAACCGAAGGUAUCUCCACAUCAGACAUCAUCACAAGGAUUGUCCGGGACUACGACGUGUACGCCCGGCGCAACCUCCAACGAGGAUACACCGCCAAAGAGCUGAAUGUCAGCUUUAUAAGUGAGAAGAAAUACCGCUUUCAAAACCACGUGGACAAAAUGAAAGAAAAAGUCAAGAAUGUAGAGGAAAAGUCAAAAGAAUUUGUUUACAAGGUGGAAGAGAAGAGCCAUGACCUCAUUCAGAAAUGGGAAGAAAAGUCCAGGGAAUUUAUUGGCAACUUUUUAGAGCUGUUUGGACCUGACGGAGCUUGGUGUCAUGUUCCCUGGGGAGGGCAAGAAGGGAACUCUUCUGAUGAAAUGCCCUGGUUUGCCAGCAUCAUCCACAUCCACUUGAAGCUUCCCCUCCGAGCAUCACCUGUGACCUGACUGCCAGUGCUCCAGCCAAGAUUGAGACUUCUUGCUCCCCAUCCCCAGGAGGAGCAGCAAGGCACUGAGAUUUGGCAUUUUUCACCUGACUCCUGCAGCAGCUGCACAGCACAUGCCACAUCUUCUGUAGCCCAGCCCGGCAGGCUGAUGCAAGGCCCUGUAGCUGCUGUAGUAAGUAGAGGUACUUGCCUUACUGUAGCAGAUUGCUUGACUGCAGAGGUGGUCUCUUCCACCCUACCAGCUCUGGCAGGCCUCCACUCAGCUUUGCAAAGCAAAAAUGACAAUAAAGCUCCAAGCAGAACAUAGAGCCUGCACGUGUUUCUCUUUUCACACAGACACCCAAAUUCUGACAUUCCCACCCCCAGUUUAUGGGUUUGAGUGGUGCCUGCUCCAGGUAUCUAGGGAAGCAGCUGCCAGUAUUUGGCAGGCACAAGGCUGUCUCAAGAAGGGAAAGAGGAAUAAAGGCUGAAAGAGCCAGGAAGCUCAGGAGAAGGGUGGUCUGUAUCAGCAUGCUAGAAGCAAAAAAGGUCAUGGGAACUAGGAAUGUUUGGUGUUCAGGCAGAAAACUGACUUUUUAAGAGUGUGAUCAACGCAUACAAAAAAGACAAAGGGAGUCCCCCGAGCUGGCUUGGGACACACAGUGUUCUCACACUGGCGGUGUCUCAGCUGAGGUGAAAACUUGCACAUAAAAGCCAGGUUAUUAUGAGCACAGGAGAAGAGGCAAACCAGCUGUGCUCCAGGGCUUUGGCUCCCUGCUCUCUCC
Molecule: messenger RNA, 2090 nt
Organism: Lepidothrix coronata (blue-crowned manakin)
Lineage: Eukaryota; Metazoa; Chordata; Aves; Passeriformes; Pipridae
Gene: PCYT1B
Product: phosphate cytidylyltransferase 1, choline, beta
Exons: 11
Coding region: 35-1327 (430 amino acids)
Biological process (GO): CDP-choline pathway
Molecular function (GO): phosphatidylcholine binding; choline-phosphate cytidylyltransferase activity
Source: RefSeq, a predicted model, not a curated record